AUUUAGUUACAUUUAUGCAAUCUAGGUGGCAACAUGUUUGUAUUAAGAAUAAUACAUCCGUUAAGUUCGUGUAAAAAUAUAACCUCAAAUAUAAUCAAAUCCUCCUUGUCUAAAAUACAAUUGUGUUAUUCUAAGAACGUGUCUACUAUGUCAACUUAUACUAUUGUAGAAAGGGGGUCACCUUUUACUCCAGAUUACCGAGUUUAUAUACAUGAUCAAAAUGGUCCAGUAUCUCCACUGCAUGACAUACCCCUUGUGGUUGAUUGCAAUAAAAAAAUAUUUAAUAUGGUUGUAGAAAUUCCUAGGUGGACCAAUGCAAAAAUGGAGAUAACAUUAAAAGAAAUAUUAAAUCCAAUUAAACAAGAUGUUAAAAAAGGCAAGCCAAGAUUUGUAGCCAAUUGCUUUCCCCACCAUGGUUACAUUUGGAACUAUGGAGCUCUUCCUCAAACAUGGGAAAAUCCUGAACAUUUAGAUGAUGGUACAGGAUGUAAAGGAGAUAAUGACCCAAUUGAUGUUUUGGAAAUUGGAUCUAGAGUGGCAAAAAGGGGGGAAGUUUUACAAGUUAAAGUAUUGGGUACCAUAGCUUUAAUUGAUGAAGGGGAAACUGAUUGGAAGCUUAUUGCAAUUGAUAUAAACGACCCCAUUGCUGACCAAGUAAAUGAUGUUGCGGAUGUUGAAAAAUAUUUCCCUGGUUUAUUAAAGGCUUCUGUUGAAUGGUUUAAAAUAUAUAAAAUACCAGAUGGUAAAUCAGAAAAUCAAUUUGCUUUUAAUGGAGAAGCUAAGCCAGCAACGUUUGCUCAUAAAAUUAUUGAUGAGGUUCAUAAGUUUUGGAAACAAUUGGUUGAAAAGGAAGUAGAUGCUAAAGGCAUAUCUUGUGUUAAUACUUCCUUGAAUGGAAAUAGUUUUAAAAUUACUGCGGAUGAUGCCAAAGAAGUAAUUAAUAAAACCCCACCUCAAGGACCAGCUGCUGAAUUGGAUGUACUUGUUGACAAGUGGCACUACAUUAACUUAAAAUAAUUUGGUAAUUAGUUAAUUAAAACAUCUUACUUAGAAAGUAGUACUUUUUAGUUUUAUUGUACUUGGUUUGGAAUAUAUUUGUAAGCAAUAU
Molecule: messenger RNA, 1108 nt
Organism: Brassicogethes aeneus
Lineage: Eukaryota; Metazoa; Arthropoda; Insecta; Coleoptera; Nitidulidae
Source: the annotation of a GenBank genome assembly